Molecule: messenger RNA, 1550 nt
Organism: Bolinopsis microptera
Lineage: Eukaryota; Metazoa; Ctenophora; Tentaculata; Lobata; Bolinopsidae
Product: probable acyl-CoA dehydrogenase 6
Exons: 8
Coding region: 36-1259 (407 amino acids)
Molecular function (GO): acyl-CoA dehydrogenase activity; flavin adenine dinucleotide binding
Source: RefSeq, a predicted model, not a curated record
AAUAAAUCACUACAAACUCGAUAGGUCACAGAGAAAUGCUUGGCUGUACCAGAACAGCCCUGAAGAGAACUUCCACUCUUAUCUCUCAAUGUCGUCACUAUGCUUAUACAGCUGAACAUGAGUCCAUGAAAGAUAAUUUGACGAAACUCAUAGAGAGAGAAAUUAAUCCGCAUUGUGACAAAUGGGAGAAAGAUGAGAUAUUUCCUGCUCACGAAGUUUUUAAACUUCUUGGUGAUAAUGGAUAUCUUGGAAUUUCAAAACCUGUCGAGUAUGGUGGCCUUGGUUUAGAUUAUAGCUAUGAGAUUGUUGCUGCGGGGGCAUAUGCCUCAAUCAAUUGUGGUGGUGUAUCUAUGGCCAUUGGUGUUCAAUGUGAUAUGGCAACCCCUGCAUUGGCAAAAUAUGGAUCUCACCAUGUGAAGGAGAAUUUCCUCAAACCAACUAUUGCUGGUGACUAUGUAGCCUGUCUUGGAGUGAGUGAAGUAGGGAGUGGAUCUGAUGUUUCAAGCAUCAAGAGUAGAGCUCAUGUUGAUGGAAAUGAGUGGGUAAUAAAUGGCGGGAAGAUGUGGACAACAAACGGUACUCAGGCAGACUGGAUGUGCAUGUUGGUGAACUCAAAUGAUAAUCCAAACCCUCAUCGCAGCAAGUCUCUGAUUUGUGUGCCCAUGAACACUAAAGGUGUUAGUGUUCACAGAAAAAUCAAAAAGAUGGGCAUGCAUUCGUCAGACACAGCUGAAAUAACAAUGGAGAAUGUGAGAGUUCCUCUUGAAAAUCUCAUCGGCGAGGAAGGCAAAGGUUUCCAGCAGCAGAUGAACCAGUUCCAGAAUGAACGAAUCUACGCAGCUGCUGGAGCUCUCCCUGCGAUGGACAGAGCCAUACAGGAGACAAUUGCAUACACUUCACAACGCCAAGCAUUUGGAAAGAGUAUACUUGAUAAUCAGUACGUUCACUACAGACUUGCUGAGUUACAGACAGAGGUUGAAUGUCUCAGGGCUCUUUUAAACCAGUGUGUUGAACAGCAUGUAGCUGGUGAAGACAUUACUCCGCAAGCAACCAUGCUGAAGUUGAAGAGUGGUAGACUGGUUAGAGAAGUAACGGAUUCCUGCCUGCAAUUCUGGGGAGGUAUGGGCUACUCAGACGAUGUUAUAAUCUCCAGGCUCUACAGAGAUACCAGACUCAUGAGCAUUGGUGGCGGAGCUGAUGAGGUCAUGCUCAAUGUCAUCUGCAAAUAUAUGGGGAUUGAUCCUAGUUCCAGAAGUUAGAGACAACAUUGUUAAUUUAUAUAGAUGUUUAUUCACAUUUGAUUUAAAAUGUGGUUUGUCUUCCUGCGAGAAAUAAAUAAGUAACAUUGAUGAUCAUGGAGUAAUCAUUGCUUCAGAUAAAACUGUUGAUUUUUGUGCUAAUUACAGACAGGCGUUUAAUUGUUAUAUUAUAUUCUACCUACCAUGACCCUAAACGAGUUUAUACAUUUAACAGCUUGUUGAUUAAUUUAUAAAUGGAAUCCUUGAAUGAUAAACCAGAAUUGAAGAUAUUUGAUGUUUGUAAAAAUACAA